AACUCAUACCUGUUCCACAGGAAGCAGGAGUGGACUACACUUAACUGUACAACAGGCAGCAAAACGACUUCAGGCUGGGCAACGAUACGCUACCACGGAGAAGAAAACUCCAUCCACCCCGGGGGAAAGUCGAGAAGGAGGGGAGGCCCUGCAACACCGGAGCAUCUCAGGAGAAAAAGCAGCGCGGCUGGACGGGUUUAGACGCCGUCAGACGCGAGCACAGAGCGGGCUGAGGUUAGUGAGUCCUCCGCUGAGCGCUAGUCAAACACGCGAGAGGACAUCAGGCCCACAUGCCGCUGUUUAGCAGCAUCGCUAGCGGAUGACAGCAGCUGUGAGAGCUACCAUGGUGGGUGAGCGCCGCAACGGUAACCUGCUGGUUCAGCUGGGCCCGAAGCUGCAGGCUUACCCAGAGGAGCUUAUCCGUCAGAGGAGGACUCACGACGGUCAGACGGAGUACCUGAUUCGCUGGAGCCUGCUGGCUGUGGAUGAUAGCAACAGCUUAGGCUGCAGCAAUGAGGCGAGCGGCGGCGGCAGCAGCAGUUCGGGCGGCGGAGGCUCCAGUGGCUCCACCUCAGGAGAGAGCAAGAGCGAGAGCAUCCUCAUGUGGAUGUCCACAGAAGACGUCUACGCCAACUGCCCCACUCUGCUAGGCAAGCGCAAGGCUGACUCCCAGAGGCCUCUGCUGGAGGAAGAGGAGCGGCCCAGCGGCCAGUUCCCCACAGAUGUCACCUUUGACGAGGGAGAGCUGUUGGACAUGAAAGACGACGUGAAGAAUCUCGUGCGCCGCGCCCGGAAGCAGAUGGCCAAGAACAGCGACUUCGGGAUAAGCAUCACGCACACCAUCCACGUGCUGAGCGCCUACGCCAGUAUCGGCUCGCUGGUAGGAGUCUUCAAGGAGACCGGCGCUCUCGACCUGCUCAUGGAGCUGCUCUGCAACAAGGAGCGACAGACCAGACGCAGCGCUGGCAAGAUGCUGCGAGCCCUGGCUUCUCACGAUGCGGGGAGUCGUGCCUAUGUGCUGCUGUCCCUCAGCCAGCAGGAUGGCAUCGAGCAGCACAUGGACUUUGACAACCGCUACACUCUGCUGGAGCUUUUUGCAGAGACCACCUCCUCUGAGGAGCACGGCAUCUCCUUUGAGGGCAUCCAUCUUCCACAGAUUCCAGGCAAGCUGCUUUUCUCUCUGGUGAAGCGUUACUUGUGCGUCACUUCAUUGAUGGACAAGCUGAACACGGCGGGGGUGGAGUCGUCCUCUGAGCGUCAGGAUGUUGGCCCCUCCUCCUCCACAGCAGCCUACCAAUCAGAGCACGCUCGUGUGCAGCGGGAGUUUGAGUUCACCAUGGCCAUGGCCAACCUCAUCUCGGAGCUGGUGCGCGUCAUGGGCUGGGACCGCAACCGGCAGCUGCCCCUCACCUCCACAAGCGCAAGCAGAAGGGUUGAGGAAAUGAAUUACGAAAUCCAGAAACACCCCGUCCGCUCCAUCUUUCAGCCGCGCUUCUCCGCUUCGUCUUCCUUCAUGGCCGCUACAGCAAUGGCUGCGGUCACGCCACCAAAGAAGAAGAAAACGGCAAAUGGUUUCAAGACGCGUUCUGACUUCACUUCUCGUUCGGCUUAUGUGGAGUAUGUACAGGACAACCUGAAGAGUGGCAUGAUGGUCCGUAUGCUGGAGGACUAUGAGGAGGUCAGCGCUGGGGAUGAAGGAGAGUUUCGUUACAGUAACGACGGCUCGCCGCCGGUGCAGGUGUACUGGAACUCCCUGUCCAGGACCUACUGGGUGCACUGGCACAUGAUUGAAAUUCUGGGCAACGGCAGCGGAGGACAGGCAGAGAAAGAGACUCAGGAGAAGGCCUCGUCCCUCACAGAGACAAUCAAACUCACUACUGUGAGUCAGACGUUCUUCUCAAAGCCCCCUGGUGGGCUGUACACAUUGCCUUACCUGAUGGAGGGCUCUCUGGAUGACACAGGCACCCUGAGCCGUGCUGAAUGGUGGGAAGUGCUGUUUUUCAUCAAGAAGUUGGAACCCAAGCAGCAGCAGGAGAUCAACAACAUCCUGCGACAGAGCCUCGAUGAACCGAUGGUAGAGCUUGAUGAGUCUACUCUCACCCAGCUGUCCCUCUCGAGUGAAGUGGCGCGGAAAGUCCUCCACUACCUGAAACAGAAUUUGCAAGCGUCUUGUCUGGGUGACCUGCUCUGCUCCCACACUUUCACCAAGCACUACCUGAACUGUGGAGGUGCCGGCCUCGAGGAUGAGGAAAUGCUGAUGGAUAGCUCGCUCGGAGGACAAGGAGCUUCAUCUUCUUCAUCGUUGUCCUCAGCCACAGCAUCGUCCUCUUCCUCAGCCUCUUCCUGCACCAUGGGCUCUGUGUCCAAGAAAGCUAAGAAAGAGAUCCCAGCAGACACUGGCAGCUGUGGCAGCGAGACGGAGAGUGAACUUCCCACUGAAGAUGACACAAAGUAUCCUGAUGACCUGGAGGAGAAGAUGAAAGUGUUCAACAGUCCAAAGGUGCAGGGUAAGAAGAGCUCCCUAGAGAAGAUGGGGGAGGUGGUGGACAUCAUGAAGAAGAGCAGCUCAGACUCAGGACUGCAGCUCGCUGGCAUGAAGGUCAUCAGUAAGAUUCUGGAGGAGGAGGGACCUCAGGAGAGGAGCACCCUCAGAUCAGACUCGGCACAAACCAUCCGUGACAAAGUCUUAAAGAUGUUGGUGGAGAUGAUUGGCAGUCAGCCCAAGCAGAACGCUGUCACUGCGCUGCUGCUGACCCGCAGUCUAAUGCUGAAAUACGAGUGGAGGGUCUCAUUUGCCACAGAGGGGGGUGUUAAAGCCAUCCUGUGCUGCAUGCAGGAGUAUCCUACCUGUAUACAGGUGCAGCAGAUUGCACUGGCGACUCUGAAGGUCAUCACAGGUGCCAGCAAACAUGACCCUCGCAGUGUGGGUGGCUGUCUGCCCCUCUCCGAAUCUGGCACUCAGAUGAUGCUGGAGAUUUUUGCGAGCAUAGGCUCUGCUACACCUGAAGGCUCCAAAGGGCUCCUGUGUACCAUCCCUUCUGCCAUUGACCUCAUGCUCAGCACGGCAGGUUGCGGUUUGUCCGUGCGGAACGGGCUGCUGGUCAUCGUCAUGCUGAUUUCCAGCCACAAGAGCCUGGCAGAGCAGCUAGUCGCCUGCAAUGUCAGUGCCACGCUAAAGAAGUGCCUUUCUGCUCAGAAUCAACACAGCAUGCUGGCUAUUAUCGCCCUCAACCACAUCUCCAUGGUUCACAAACUGGAGAAAAAAGAGUCUCAAGAUGAGCAUGACUUUAAGGACACAGAGCUGAAGAUGUUGGUGGUGAGUCUGAAGGAAAUGCCAGCCACUAAAGAGGUUAUACUGACCCUGGAGCAGUUGCUCUGUGAUGAAACCUCCCAGCUGGAGGAUGAGAGAAACGAGGUAACGCGCAGCAGAGACACCUUCCAGGACCUCAUCCGCCUCAUGGACCAGCACAGAGUGGAUCGCGCUGUACAGCUGUCCAUCCUGAGGAUUUUAAACAAGUUUUUGGAUAACUACCAGGAGGAUCUGUUGCCGUGGCAUGAGAGUAUUGAGCCUUGCCUGUCAUCUAUGACGGCCUUUGUCAGUGACAGAGAGGUCGUACAGCAGUUUAUCCGCUUCUUAUAUCGACUUGCAUCUCUGAAUAAAGACUAUGCUGUUGUGAUGUGUCGGCUGGGCACCAAAGAGGCUCUUAUCAAAGCCAUGGACAAACACAGCACCAGCUUGCUCAUGGUUACAGAGCUGCGGGACCUGAUCAACGACUGUGAGAAGUACGCCAGCCUCUACAAGAAAAUGACCACCAGUGUGCUGGCUGGAUGUAUACAGAUGGUCCUUGGUCAGAUUGAAGAGCAUCGUCGCAGCCAUCAUCCAAUCAAUAUUCCUUUCUUUGAUGUGUUCCUGCGAAACUUGUGCCAAGGCUCCAGUGUGGAACUGAAAGAGGACAAAUGCUGGGAGAAGGUGGAGGUCUCCUCCAAUCACCAUCGAGCUAACAAACUGACAGACAAAAACCCCAAAACCUACUGGGAAUCCAACGGCUGUACCGGCUCCCAUUUUAUCAACAUUUACAUGCACAAAGGGGUGAUCAUCAGGCAGUUGACUGUGCUUGUAGCCAGUGAGGACUCGAGUUACAUGCCAGCUCGCAUUGUAGUCCUAGGAGGAGAUGAUCCCACAAACAUCAACACUGAACUCAACACUGUAAAUGUGGCACCCUCCGCCAGUCAUGUGGUUUUGCUGGAGAAUAUGACCCGCUUCUGGCCCAUCAUUCAGAUCAGAGUCAAAAGAUGUCAACAGGGCGGCAUUGACACACGAGUGCAUGGGUUUGAGGUUCUGGGGCCAAAGCCCACGUUCUGGCCGGUGUUUAAGGAGCAGCUAUGCUGCCGCACUUAUCUCUUCUAUACGACAAAAGCUCACACCUGGUGCCAGGAGAUCCUGGAGGACAAGAACCAGCUGCUGCAGCUCUUUAACAAGUUAAACAGUGCCCUGAAACAUGAGCAGAUGUUUGCUGACCGUUUUCUGCCUGAUGCCGAGGCCGCAGAGGCUUUAGGCCGGACCUGCUGGGAAGCUCUCAUCACCCCCAUCGUACAGAGCAUCACUAUCUCAGAGACUUCUACUCUCAGCCCUCUGUCCUGGUUGAUGAAUGAAUAUUUGGAGAACACUGAAUCCUCCAAGAGAUGUAAGAGCUCAGCCUCCAUCUUCAACUCCCGUGUGCGGCGUCUCACUCAUUUGCUUGUCCAUGUGGACACCAGCACAGUUGAUACAGAAGAGCUCAAACCUCCCAUCAAAUCCAAAGGUAUCAACAGAAGCAGAGAUUUGAAGAAUGGUAAAGAGGGAAAGAAUAAGGAAACGACAGCAGUAAGCUCAUCUUCAUCUUCUAGCAAACCGAAAGUGAAGAACACUAGCAGCAUUGCAGGCAUCGCUUUGUGCUGGCAAGGUGUCGUUCAGCGACAGGUAAAGAGUUUCCUAGAUUUGACAUGCAGCCUCCCUGACUUCGUAGAGCGUUACAGGGGUCUGUUCCUCCGGCUAAAGAACACCAUGGAGGAACUUUUUGGCCAGCACACUGCCUUUGUGCUUGCACUCCGUCAGGGCUUUUCUGCCGCCUUGCUCCAGCUGUCCAUCCUCACCGCUAUGCAUGUGAGUGAACGUUUUGCACAGUACAUAGACAAGAUGAUCCAGGAAAGUGGAGUGGACUCUGGAAAUGUGGACACCUUGAACCAGCUACAGCAGUUCCUGGAGCCCAUGCUGUUCCUCUCCGGCCUGGAGCUGGCCAACACCUUUGAGCACUUUUACAGGUACUAUCUGGGUGAUCGGCUGUUGGGUCAGGGGAAGGUGUGGUUAGAGAACGCUGUGGUGGAGCAGAUCGGUACCUGUUUCCCAAACCGGUUUCCCCAGCAGAUGCUGACCAACCUCAGUGAAUCUGAGGAGCUUCAGCAGGAGUUUCAUCUUUACCGUCUACAGCAGCUGGACAAAAAUCUGGAGAACUUUGAGGAGAUGAUGGAUGAAGACGUGUCUGAACCCGAGGAAGAGAGUGACGUGAAAGUGUUGGUGUUGUCCCCACGCUGCUGGGUUGUGUCGGCUCCCUGCUACCUUGAGAACCCCAGCAAACACUUCCCUGCUCAACUCUGCAAUUACCUGGCUGAAUUCACAGACUUUUAUGCCAAUGGUCAGCGCAUGUAUGGUUUGACCCACAGUAAGCCUCGGCGGCUGCAAUGGACUUGGCUCGGCCACGCUGAGCUUCAGUACGGCUCCUGUACUCUCUAUGUCUCCACACUGCAGAUGUACAUCCUGCUACAGUUCAACAAACAUGAGGAUGUGAAUGUGGAGAUGCUGCAGCAGGCCACAGGUCUCUCUCCAGCCAUGCUGAGCCAUGCCCUCAAACCUCUCACUGCAGGGGAGAAGGGGAUUCUCACUCACACCAGCUCCAGCCAGGACCCCAUGAAAGGGGUCCUGAGACUGAACAAGAAGACCCUCUCACAGAGCUCAGACAGACACUGUUUCCAUUUCCUGCUUCCCAAGCAAACCUACCUGAAUGUAGAUGAAGAUGCUGCGCUCACACUAGAGAGGAAGAGGAACUACGUCUACUGUCUCAUUGUGCAGAUCAUGAAGAAUGAGAAGGAGAUGCAUAUUGACAAUUUAGUGUUCAUGGUGUUGGACCGGUGUCAGAAGCAGGAGGCGAGUCGGACUCGUGCCUCGGUUCGCUUCAGCUGCAGCACUACAGACGUGCUGUCCUGCAUCAUGCACGUCAUCAACAAAGGCUACCUUCGCCGCAACGAGGAAAGCCCACACAUCGUGGAGUUCUUAAUGGAGGACCCGUCCACACCCCGCAAAGGCCAGGCGCAGUUCUCCUUUAAGAUGGACGUGAAAAAAAGCUCCGCAAGCAGCAGCGGCGGCAGCAAAGCCGACACCAGCCUGGGAGGCCUAAUAGUUCCCCCGCAGCAUCCGGAGGACGGCGUGCUGGAGGCCGUGCUGUUCUCCAUGGGUCGCACAAUGACUCAGGAGGAGGUCAAGCAGCUGAUGCAGCGCACCGUCCAGCAGGUGGCGGGAACCCUGAGCCUGGAUCUGGACCGGGCCGAGCACCUUCUUAUUCACUGCAAAUGGAACGUGGACUUGUUGAUCCAACGGUACACAGACGACCCAGACGCCUUGGUCCUGGCUGCUGGCCUCAAGAUCCGCAACCCCCAGCCGGCCCCAGGCCCCGUGGCCCAAUGUCCCGUGUGCCUUUCCCAGUCCAAAGAGAGUGACCCCCCUCCCAUGCUCUGCUGCAUGCACUACUGCUGCAGGUCCUGCUGGCAGGAGUACCUCACUGCUCGUAUCGAACAGAAUCUGGUGAUGAACUGCGACUGUCCCAUCACAGACUGUCGGGCUCAGCCCACCUCCAAGUUCUUUCACAACAUCCUCACCGAUAAGGACACCAUUGCCAAAUAUGACAGUGCCCUUCUGCGAGGCUUCGUGGAGUGCUGCUCCAACCUGACCUGGUGUACCAACCCUCAGGGCUGUGACCAGAUCCUGUGCAAGGAGAACAUUGGAAGCAUGGGCACCUGCUCCAAGUGCUGCUGGUCUUCCUGUUUCAGCUGUAACUUCCCAGAGGCGCAUUACCCAGCCAGCUGCAGUCACAUGUCUCAGUGGAUGGAUGAUGGAGGCUAUUAUGAGGGAAUGAGUAUGGAAGCACAGAGUAAACAUCUGGCCAAACUUAUAUCCAAGCGAUGCCCCAGCUGCCAGGCCCAGAUUGAGAAGAACGAGGGUUGCCUACAUAUGACAUGUGCCAAAUGUAAUCAUGGAUUUUGCUGGAGAUGUCUGAAGCCAUGGAAGCCAACUCAUAAAGAUUAUUACAACUGCUCAGCCAUGGUCAGUAAAGCUGCAAGGCAAGAGAAGAAGUUCCAAGACUACAAUGAGAGAUGCACAUUUCAUAACCAAGCCAAGGACUUUGCAAUCAAUCUGGAGAAUAAGGUAUUUUCUAUUAAUGAAGCUUUACAGAUGAAGUCUUUGACAUUUGUGAUCGACGCCUGCAAGAUUCUUGCCCAAGCUCGAAAGGUGCUGGCAUACUCGUGUGUUUACAGCUAUUACAACCAGGACACUGAGAAGAUGGACGUGAUGGAGCAACAGACAGAAGCUCUGGACCUUCAUACUAACGCCCUGCAGAUCCUGCUUGAGGAGACGCUGCUGCAGUGCACUGAUCUUGCAUCCUGUGUCCGACUCCUAAAACCUGAACACAUAAACACUGGCCUGGAGCUCAUUCGCCGAAUUCAGGAGCGUCUUGUGGCCAUCCUCCAGCACUCCACUCAGGACUUCCGUGUAGGAUAUCAGUCCAAGACUGGACCAGACCAGGAGACCGCACAGGCCUCUAAUCUGGCUAACCACACAGACACCAACAAAGAGACCAAAUCUGAUGGAGGCUCUGACACUGGAGACUCUGACAACAACAACAAUGCCGGUGAGGACCCCGGCGAUGAAGCAGAAGAGGAUGACGAGUAUGACGAUGAAUACGUUCCAGAAUGGCAUGAGGAUUACGAUGAGGAAGACAUAGACGACGAUGACUUUUUUUCUGAUGAUGACGAAUCUGAAAACUUAGAGAGGGACUUCAGCCCUUUUGACUAAAUGACCCUGAGAGUGAUGCACAAUGCUUACACGAUGCCUACCAAUGUAAAAGUAGACACUACAAAUUCCACACCCAUAUAAGAACAAAAAAAUGUUAUGGGAAUCCAGAGUUUGGAGUAGGUAUUUUUUUUUUUUUUUUUUUUUUUCUGUAACGUGGUCUUUGCUUCGCACUUAGCACCUACUUUGAGCCCUAGCGUAAAUUCGUCGUUACACCAAAAGUGGUAUUUCACGUUUAUUUAGGUUUAUGCUACAGUUUCAUUAACUUCCGAAAUUGUAACUUCGUUCAUGGCUGAGGAGGGUACUUCAAGUUCAAUGAAGGAUCUUAAUUAUUGAUGUUAUAUUGUAGAGGUAUUAUGUUUUUGAAACUGUUUAUAGUUUUGUUAUUAACAAAUUACAAUUUUUUUGGUCAAAAAUUGAAAAAGAAGGGAUGUGUAAACAUUAAGAGAGCUGGUUUUUUUUUUUUAUAUAUCUGGUCAAAGGUGUCGGCAUUGUGUAUUUAGUUUGAAUACCAAAAGCACUUGCCUUUAUUCCAUUUUAAAUUCCUUUAAAUGCCUUCAUAUAUGACGUUAAGUUGGUUGAUCACCAUUUGAAUGAUUGUAAGCAUUUGGAAAUAUUUGCAAAGAUUUUGAAAAGAGAAAAACAUCAGCAUCCGUGUUUAAGGGCUGCAUUAAAAAUGACUAGUCCAUGAUGAGGAUGGUGCUUCAAUGACCUGCUGGUUGUGUCAGGCACCGGAAUCCUACAAACAUUUUACUUUAGCCUGUCUCCUUAAGAUGUAAUGGCAAUAAAUAUUUCAAAGUAUUGUAGCUCGUCGCAUUAUUUGCUAAGCAAAACAUACCUUAAUCGCUUUCAGUUUCUUCCUCAAAAAAAAAAAAAAGUUUUAAUUCUUUUUUUGGACAUGUUUAUGUUCACUUGUAUAGAGAUGGAGAUAUAAAAUAUCUUCCAAAGUCCAGUUUUGAAUUGAGAUACCUAUAUAUUCAUAUACUGUCCAUCUUCUCAAAUGUUUUCUCUGUUAAACUUAAAAACGAAGUUGGAACUUCAGCUCACAAAAUAAAUGCUUUUCUUCAGA
This is a messenger RNA of Onychostoma macrolepis, 9170 nucleotides long. It is a transcript of the gene cul9, whose product is annotated as cullin-9. The transcript has 43 exons. The record is from RefSeq and is a predicted model, not a curated record. Bases 320 to 8104 code for a protein of 2594 amino acids. Gene Ontology annotation, molecular function: zinc ion binding. Lineage: Eukaryota; Metazoa; Chordata; Actinopteri; Cypriniformes; Cyprinidae.